This is a messenger RNA of Lottia gigantea (owl limpet), 315 nucleotides long. RefSeq lists its product as hypothetical. The record is from RefSeq and is a predicted model, not a curated record. The transcript is spliced from 2 exons. The coding region runs from base 1 to 315 and encodes 104 amino acids. Lineage: Eukaryota; Metazoa; Mollusca; Gastropoda; Lottiidae.
AUGUCGAAGCCUACACGUAAAGUUUUAGCAUUAAAUAAAAGGGUCAAGGUCAUCAACUUGGCGAAAGCCGGGAAAAAUGGUCGACAAAUUGUCGAUGAAAUAGGUGUUGUCUCAAGUUGGAUACCCGAUGUUGGUGAUGGAAGUGUUUUAAAAGAACCGGUAAGAAAUGUUGCAAAUGAUGCUGAUUUAGAUAGAGUGAGAGUUGUUGCUCGAAACACAAUAGAAAGAGUAGCACGAGCAGCUAAUCAUGGAUUUGAAAAACGAGUACUUAAUAUAAUAAUAUUGUUGAGAAUAAUAGGUGGGGUAAUUACGUAA